Messenger RNA from Ipomoea nil (Japanese morning glory), 486 nucleotides. RefSeq lists its product as uncharacterized. The record is from RefSeq and is a predicted model, not a curated record. The transcript is spliced from 2 exons. The coding region runs from base 1 to 486 and encodes 161 amino acids. Lineage: Eukaryota; Viridiplantae; Streptophyta; Magnoliopsida; Solanales; Convolvulaceae.
AUGGAGAUUGAUAAUGAAGGGAAAGAUGUGGAUCAAACAAAAUAUAGAGGGAUUAUUGGAUCUCUCUUAUACCUUACAGCGAGUAGACCUGACAUUUCUUUCGCGGUUGGGGUAUGUGCACGAUUUCAAGCUAAACCGAAAGAAAGCCACUUAAGCGCGGAAAGAAAGAUCCUAAGAUAUCUUAAGGGAAUCCAAAGUGUCAGUCUUUGGUACCCGAGAGAAGGGUCUUUCAACCUAAUUGAUUACUCCGAUGCAGACUUUGCUGGGUGCAGAAUCGACCGAAAGAGUACCUCUGAAACCUGUCAGUUCCUAGUGGGAAGACUCGUAUCAUGGUUUAGCAAGAAACAAAACUCAAUUGCUACCAGCACUGCUGAAGCUGAAUACAUAGCAGUUGGAAAUAUGAGUCAAGGAAAAGGAAAAGAGAAGAUAGACGAGGCAUCCGAAAGAUAUGCUGCUCGUAGGGAGCAAUACUUGAGAGAAGCAUGA